AUGUAUGCCUCCAGCAGCAGCAACUGUUUCGCGGGCAUUAGCAACUUUCAGGAAUUGCGAUACACCACAACACCAUCGAACAAAAACGGUUCGCUCGGCGAGGAACUGGACACAACAAACCACAGUGCCACCGCAUCGUUAGUUGCAUUACAUUUCGCAUCCACCAGCACCACAACUACUACCUCGUCCCAGCAAGAUGGAUCGGCGGAUGGUUCCAAACAACAGAGCGACGCUACGAUGGUACCGAUCGAGCCGUGCAACGGUUCGGAAGAUGCGGUCCCGUGCGAGAUGCCAACGUCACUGGAACAGUUCGGUUGCUUUGCACCGAGUACGACGGAUCAACCGGUGCCGGAUGCCGCCCCAUCCGGCCGGUUGGCCAAGCAAUCCCGCAAGGAGAACGUGCGUGGUUGUUCGUUUUCGCUGCCGGCCGAAGAGCUGCUCGGAUCGGUGACCACCUUCUACCCGUCGGGCGAUCUGGAGAAUGGGCAAACGUUGCGCACUAGCGCCCGAGUGAAGCACAAGAUGCGGAUGGAGACGAUACGCAGCAAUACGCCACCGCUGACCGAGCGGAAGGAACCGGUAAAACCGCUCACCUCAUCGCUGCUGAAAACACCCAACCAGCCGAAACAGAUGCGCGUCGUCUGGAGCAACCAUGACAAGAACCUGUUCUUCGAAGCGCUGAACGAGUACGGGAAGGAUUUCGAAUCGAUCCUCAACUAUCUGAACACGAAGAAGCGCCGAAAGGACAGUACGGAGCAGCAGGUGUUUAAAUCGAAGGACGUGCGCAAUCUGUACUACCAGUUCAAUCAAAAGGCGAUGAAGUACAUACACUUUUCCGACGAGGUAAAGAAGGAAGCCCAGGAGCUGUAUGCGCUGAUCAACUACGGUGAGAUGCGCCGGAAGGUGCCGUUCCAGAACAAAAAGUACUUCCACAAACUGAAGGAUCUCGUCUACAAGGGUUUCACCACCGUGCGCGAGAAGGGCAAAAACAUUCGCAUCAAAACGCCCUCGUGCCGGGCGCUUCGGAAACUGAACCAGCUCGAGGAAUGGCAGGAAGAGAUCAAGUUACCACCCAAGGUGGAUGUGCUGCUGAAGCCCUCCACCACCGAGGCUUGGGGCCGGGUACAGUCGCUGGCGCAGAAUCCGCGCGUGCGCAUCACCGUUACGAUACAGAAACGGUUGUCCGCUUUGCUGCAGCUGUUUCAGCAGAAAUGGCGCGCCCAGGACGUGCGGCUCGUGGAGCGAUUGGACGAGCUGAGCCGCACCUCCGCGACCAUUUCGUCAAAGCUAACGCGUCAGCGCAAGCAGCACGAGAUACAACUGUUUGCGCCACCGGAACCGAAGGAAGGUGCGGUAAAGAGCGGUGGGCCGGUGUUGCGGUUCAUACCGGCCCAGAACGCCGUCAUCCAUCGGCCGAUGAUCAGCCUAACGGACUUCCAGAGCAACACCAGCAUCUGUCUGAACUCGUACGAGCAGCGGAUUGGGGUAAAGAUACCGGGGGAAACGCUGUGCGUGGUGGAGAAACCGGCCGGUUGCAAGGAACGACUCACGGCCACCAGUCGGCGACAGCGCACGGACAGCGGUUCGGAAAAGGUAGGCAACGAAAGCAAGAAGCCAAAAUACGAGGAAGGCGGCAAAGAACCGAACGAGGAGAAACCGUUCGGUGAGUUGCUGGCCCAGAACGGUCCCUUUACCGAGCACUUUAAAUCACCCAACGCCUCGAACGAAUCGACCGAGAUGAAGGACUUUGUCCGGAGCUAUGGCCACCAAUACGCUCCGUCAAAGCCGACCGACUGUGAUGUGCUUGUGGCACGGCAAAGCGACAACUCUUGCGAUGGGUUUGCGCUGAUCGAUGGUGAGAUAGUGCCGGUCGCACGAUAUCAACCCGAUACGGCGGAAAGUUCGGCGGGCGAGGAAGCGAACAAGGGAAGCGGUAGCAACGGAUUGUCCAGCAGCACGACGACGACGACGACGACCACCAUCACGACCACGACCGUCACCGCCAGUACCUCCACCACCACGAUCGUCACGGUGAAGAAGAAGAAAAAGUGCCACCGACGGAAGGGUGACACGGGAAAAUCGAACACGACCCCACCAUCGAUGAACCACUUCCGGCCGCUCGUAUCGGAGGAACAAAUGCAGCGGAUACGGGACGGGUGGACGCUGGACAGUGUGGGAGAUCUGACCGUGGGCGAUAUUUACAUCAUGUUCGGUGCGGAGAUGAAGGUGGAGCUCGAGUACGAUUGGGUGCGGGUCGAACCGGUCGUAACGCAAGAGGUGAAGGAGUGUCCACCAACACCUGUGCCGUCGGUGGUGGACGACGGUGGCGAACAAAUACCGGACGAAGCGAAACCGAAACUAAUUCCCGGCCCCGAACCGAUCGGGAAGCGAACAACUGCCGAUCGGAUGGAAGAGGAUCCGGGGGUCACCGUGAAGGAAGAGGUGAAGGAGCGGUGCCGAUGUCCGGUCGAUACAAUUAGCCGUCGGAUCCAGAGCCUGUUGUUUCUAGCGAAGCUAGAGAACAAGGAUAUGAAGAAGCGCAUGGCUAACGCUAAUGCGGCCGAACGAAAACCCAAGCGCUCAGAGAAUGAGUCCGGCAUGUCAUUUACGCAGGACGACUGUUCACAGUUCAAACAUCCAAUGCUGCCUGUGCGCAACCCUAUCAACCACCUUGUGCCGGACCUUCACGUUCCUUCCCGCUACAAGCAGUCACGCUGGUGGCGAACACGGGUCAAUCGUCAAAAUACAAUGCAUCCUUUACUUCCAAACAUGGUACGGCCACCACCGUCCGCUACCGUUACCUCAUCAUCUGCCUAUUCUGCACGCGUAACGCAACCGGCGCCUUCGGUUUCGGUUGCACCGAGCGUCGGUGAGAGCAGUCGACCGGCCGAGCCACUUAACCAGAAGGAACCCGUUAAAGUGACGCUUCAACCGAUCGCUGAAGAAUGCGCCAACAUGGCCAGUACACCAAGCAUCAUCUCGACACCGGUGAACGAUAGCUUCCCCAACAACAGCAAUGAUAAUUUCAAUCCAACGUUGGACGAUAUCUUCUCCAACAAUAACAACAACAACAGCAACAAUAAUAAUAUCAAUCCAACGUCUUCCAACGUGCCGUUUAGCAGCCAAUCGUUUGAGCUGGGCACACCCGUCAAGCACCAGAGUACGGAACUAUCGCUGAACGAUCUAAGCCUCAGCAUCUUUGAUCUAUCGCUGCCAUCCACCUCAUCCUCCAUGAUGGCGAACCUGUUCCCCGAUGUCGUACCGACCGGCAGCGGCGCAUCGUCCGCGGUGCUGCCCGACGAAAUUUCCGACGAUAAAAUGGGCGACGUGAACCUGAACGAUCUAUCGCUGUCCGGCAUAUUGAGCAGCUUAGAACCGUUCCCGUCCCCGAUGCGGCCACCAAUCGAUCCGGAUGUGGAUAUGUCAAUGUUAAGCGAAAGCACCGUCGACUAUAUCGCCCGCUUUCAGGACAUUGCGGAAGAGAUGCGUGCUCAACAGAAUCCCUAGUCUACGGGGCACGGCGAUGUUUGGAUGCAUCGUAUGGCCGGUUUUACACUUACCCUUAUGAAUCUCAACGUAAUGUACAGUCUAGAAUAUGUUACGGCAAGGUAGGUGAGUUCGAAUCAGAGCGCCGUGGUAAUGGUGUAAGCGUUGACAACGAUUAGAAGGAAGAUUCUAUCCAACACGCAGACUUAAGGCUCUCUAAGUGAGGUAUUUGCUGUUUGUUUAGUCACCGGUUAAUUAUUUCACCUCAUUAUUUCGUUUAAGUAGAGUUGAAAAAGAUGAUGUUAGUAGAGAUGUCGAAAGGUUAUCGAACGAAAUGUCACUUUUAUUGGUCUUUUAUCGGGUUUGGCUAAAAUCUGACUUGAUAGCAAAUAAGCAGCCAAAAAACCCACCGUUGUGAUACGGCGAUAAAAGUAUUUGUUUGUCAACCAUUUAA
Anopheles moucheti is the source of this 3940-nucleotide messenger RNA. It is a transcript of the gene crm, whose product is annotated as protein cramped. Gene Ontology annotation, biological process: pattern specification process. Gene Ontology annotation, cellular component: nucleus. The record is from RefSeq and is a predicted model, not a curated record. Gene Ontology annotation, molecular function: chromatin binding. Bases 1 to 3507 code for a protein of 1168 amino acids. Lineage: Eukaryota; Metazoa; Arthropoda; Insecta; Diptera; Culicidae. The transcript has 4 exons.